AUGUCGUACGCCCCCGAUGGCCGUCUGCUGUCGCCUGGCGAGGUGUAUGAGGCCGCACCCACACUCGUGAAAGAAGACGAGUGGCAGGAAGACCUGAACGUUGCCAUGAUCUGCCCCGACUGCAAAGAAAACCCUCCCAAUCUGGUCGAAGAGUUCAGCGCUGGCGACACCAUUUGCGAUCAAGGAAACGACGAUCCCUCUCGUAUCGGAGACGCCGCGAACCCCCUGCUACACGGCUCUCAGCUCCAGACUGAGAUCAGUUUCGGUGACGGCGGUAUGAGGUCUAGGGACUUGAGCCGCGCGCUUAACAAGACCAACCACGACAAGGUCAACAAGGCGCUGCAGGCCGCGUAUGGACAGAUCUCAGCGCUCUGCGAUUCACAGAACAUCAGCCGCCCGACCGCUGAGACGGCCAAGAUGCUGUUCAAGAUGACCGACGACGCAAAGCUCUUCAAGGGCAAAUCGCAAGACGCUAUCAUCGCCGGGUGCAUCUUCAUAGCCUGCAGAAAGCACGACCAGCAGCGCAGUUUCCGCGAGAUCUUCAAGAUGACCAACGUGAGCAAAAAGGAAGUUGGCCGUACGUUCAAGGUGCUCGAGGCCUUUAUACAAAAGUCCCAGAAUAACGGGCCGUCAGUUGCAGGAAACGGUGCCGUCAUCGACACUGUCAACCUUCUCAACCAGAAAGGAGGUACCACAGCCACCAGCGCCGCGAGUCUUAUGCCCCGUGCCUGCGCCAAACUCGCCCUCGGAACCCAAGUCCAGAUGGUCGCAGAAGAGUGCGCGGAUCAGGUCGCCCACUACGGAGUUGCAGCCGGACGCUCCCCCCUCUCCAUCGCUGGCGCCUGUCUCUACCUCGUCUCCCACCUCAUGGGUCAGCCCAAAUCGCCAAAGGAGAUUGGUUUGGCUGUCGAAGUCAGCGACGGCACAAUCCGCACAGCCUACAAGCUCAUGCACUUGGAACAGGACAAGCUCAUCAAGGAGGAAUGGAUCGCCAAGGGUGGCGACCGCUCCAGGAUUCCGCAAGCUUGA
Alternaria triticimaculans is the source of this 1029-nucleotide messenger RNA. RefSeq lists its product as uncharacterized. Gene Ontology annotation, cellular component: nucleus; transcription preinitiation complex. Gene Ontology annotation, molecular function: RNA polymerase II general transcription initiation factor activity; TBP-class protein binding. The record is from RefSeq and is a predicted model, not a curated record. The coding region runs from base 1 to 1029 and encodes 342 amino acids. The transcript is spliced from 2 exons. Gene Ontology annotation, biological process: transcription initiation at RNA polymerase II promoter; transcription preinitiation complex assembly. NCBI's taxonomy places the organism in Eukaryota, Fungi, Ascomycota, Dothideomycetes, Pleosporales, Pleosporaceae.